Messenger RNA from Lolium perenne, 2810 nucleotides. Its product is annotated as putative receptor protein kinase ZmPK1. The record is from RefSeq and is a predicted model, not a curated record. Lineage: Eukaryota; Viridiplantae; Streptophyta; Magnoliopsida; Poales; Poaceae. Gene Ontology annotation, molecular function: protein serine/threonine kinase activity; ATP binding. Gene Ontology annotation, biological process: protein phosphorylation; recognition of pollen.
UUCUAUAGAGAAGUAUACCUCUUCCCGUGAUUCCUAUAAUAGCACCAUUUGUGGUAAUUCUAAGAUCAACUCAGUUCCUCAAGCCUGCAACAAAUAUGGAUGCACGCUUUACCCAUCUGCUUCUACUAACUUUGACUCCUCUGCUUUUGCGCAUCUCUGCUCAUGAAUUCCUCUUGCCAGGCUCCUCUCUCUCUGUAGAGGAUAGCUCAGACAUUCUCCAUUCACCAAAUGGCGCUUUCACCUGCGGCUUCAACAAUAUUUCCCAUAAUGCUUCUGUCUUCUCUAUCUGGUUCACCAGCACAGCUGAAAAGACUGUUGUCUGGAGCGCCAAUCACCUCCACCCCGUGUACUCCUGGGGAUCCGAAGUCAUGUUAUAUACAGAUGGAAGAAUGGUUGUAAAAGAUUACAAUGGCCAGCUCGUGUGGGGGAACACUGUGAACUCUUCAUCAAAUGCCGAACAAGCUCUGUUGUUGGACACAGGAAACCUCAUCGUGAUGGGCAAAGGUGAUAUCAUCCUAUGGCAAAGCUUUGAUUCUCCUACUGAUACUUUGCUACCGUAUCAGAACAUUACUGCUUCUACAAAGUUGGUCUCCACUAAUAGGUUACUUGUUCAUGGGAACUACAGCUUCCAUUUUGAUGAUGAACAUAUACUUACACUGUUUCAUGAUCUGAAGGAUAUCUCUUUUAUUUAUUGGCCAAACCCUGAUAGUAAUAUCUGGACAAAGCAAAGAAACUCAUUUAAUACCACAACAAUUGGGGUCCUUGAUAGUUGGGGCUAUUUCCUUGGAAGUGAUAAUUUAACUUUUAGUGCUACUGAUUGGGGUCUAGGUGUUAUGAGGAGGCUAACAUUGGAUUAUGAUGGCAACCUUAGAUUAUACAGUUUAAAUAAGCCAAAUGGAAGAUGGUCGGUCACAUGGAUGGCAUUUCGUCAGACCUGUUUUGUACGUGGUGUGUGUGGUAUGAAUGGAAUAUGUGUGUAUACACCUAGGCCUGCUUGUGCAUGUGCCCCUGGACAUGAGAUCAUCGACCAAAGUGACUGGACCAAAGGUUGCAGGCCAAAAUUUAACCUCAGUUGUGAUGAACAGGAUAUCAAAUUUGUGAAACUACCCAGCACUGACUUCAUAGGUUAUGAUCAAAGCAAGCAUAGUUUAGUUUCCUUCCGUACUUGCAAGAAAAUAUGUUUGAAGGACUGCAAUUGCAAAGGUUUCUUAUACUGGCAAGGAGUUGGAACCUGCUAUCCAAAGUCGUUCCUUGGUGGUGGUGUAACUAGCCCACAGUUAUCUGGUUCUAUCUAUCUCAAGCUUCCUAAGACAUUAAAUGUCUCAAGGUCCUCUAUUCCUCACUCUCAUCCUUCUAGUCCUAGAUAUGUUCCUAAAUGUAGUGCAAAGAACCAAUAUUUCGUUUCAGAUUUUCUGGAUAAACCUAAUAGUAGUCAGAGGGGAUCACAAUAUCAGUACUUAUAUGGAUUCUUAUCAGCGAUAUUUUGUGUGGAGAUAAUAUUUGUGGUAUUAGGAUGCUGGUUUAUGUUGAGAAGGGAGGGCAGGCAGUUAACAGGAGUAUGGCCAGCUGAGGUUGGCUAUGAAAUGAUAACCAACCAUUUCCGCAGGUACACUUACAAGGAGUUGCAGAGAGCAACUCGAAAGUUUAAGGAUCAGAUUGGGAGGGGGGCAUCUGGCCUUGUAUACAAGGGGGUAUUGAAAGAUAACAGGGCAGUAGCUGUGAAAAGGUUGGCAGAUAUAAACCAAGGUGAAGAAGAGUUCCAACAUGAAUUGAGUGUGAUUGGAAGGAUUUACCAUAUGAAUCUGGUGAGGGUUUGGGGAUUCUGUUCUGAUGGUCCACACAGGAUAUUGGUUUUAGAGUACGUUGAGAAUGGAUCAUUGGAUAAAAAUCUAUUCAGUAGCAAGGGCUCUCAUAUCUUACUUCAAUGGAACGAAAGAUUUAAGAUUGCUCUAGGGGUUGCAAAAGGAUUGGCCUAUCUUCAUCACGAGUGCUUGGAGUGGGUUAUCCACUGUGACCUGAAGCCUGAGAACAUACUUUUGGGUGAGAAAAUGGAGCCAAAGAUCACUGACUUUGGCCUUGCAAAACUUCUGAAUAGAGGUGGGUCCAAUAAAAGUGUAUCUCGGAUACAUGGAACUAGAGGUUAUAUAGCUCCUGAGUGGGUCUCUAGCGCACCAAUAACCGCAAAGGUUGAUGUCUACAGCUUCGGAGUUGUUCUCUUAGAACUACUGAAGGGGGCUCGUGUUUCAGAGUGGGCAUCAGAUGCUGACGAGGAAGUGGAAAUGGUCCUCCGAAGGGUUAAUAGGAUGCUUGCAGAAAAUCUGAUGCUGGAGGGCGGCGAACAGUUAUGGAUCGCUGACUUCAUUGAUUCCAGAUUGGACAGCCAGUUCAAUAAUGUGCAAGCAAGAACGAUGAUCAAGUUGGCUGUUUCAUGCAUAGAAGAAGACAGUAGGAAAAGGCCCACUAUGGAAAAUGCUGUGCAGAUGCUUCUUUCGGUUGAUGAGGCAGUGUCAUAAUUCAGCAGUAUUCUACCAGCUAAAAAAAAGAGUUAUUUGAUAUAGUAGGCAGCAUCUAUGCAUAGUCUUAGAUCCAAAACAAGAUAUCUAUGAUGCGUAUCCAUGCAAAUCAAGAACUGCAUGAGUCAUUUGUAUACCAGUAUGAAAUUUUGUAUUUGAACACACUAUACCAGCUUAUGUAGAGUCAUAACACCAAUACUUGUGCAAAACCUAUGCCAGUAUGUAUUGUAAGAAGUUAAGAUUUUGUGUGCUUGUGAUUUACCAUCAAUGCAAGAUAUGUUGAUGGUUUGGCUUUUC